Zeugodacus cucurbitae (melon fly) is the source of this 294-nucleotide messenger RNA. Its product is annotated as protein toll-like. Gene Ontology annotation, cellular component: membrane. The record is from RefSeq and is a predicted model, not a curated record. The transcript has a single exon. Gene Ontology annotation, molecular function: transmembrane signaling receptor activity. The coding region runs from base 1 to 294 and encodes 97 amino acids. Gene Ontology annotation, biological process: innate immune response; toll-like receptor signaling pathway. NCBI's taxonomy places the organism in Eukaryota, Metazoa, Arthropoda, Insecta, Diptera, Tephritidae.
AUGGAGUUUCGCACGGCGCAUCAGUGCUCGUUGAAUGAGAGACGUGCGCGCAUUAUCAUCGUGAAAUAUGGUGAACUUACCAACACUGAGUUAUUGGAUAAGGAGCUGCGAGCAUAUUUGCAGAUGAACACAUAUUUGGAUUGGCAGGAUACCAGGUUUUGGGAUAAAUUACGCUAUGCCAUGCCGCAUAAAGUGGCGGGUAGAAAUCGUAAUGCCGAUAUGUUAGAAAUCAAUGGUAGAUCAUAUGUUAUGGGACAAGUGGAGUUGAAUCGUUUGCGUGGCGGGAAUGCUUAA